Molecule: messenger RNA, 1276 nt
Organism: Lotus japonicus
Lineage: Eukaryota; Viridiplantae; Streptophyta; Magnoliopsida; Fabales; Fabaceae
Exons: 8
Coding region: 302-1123 (273 amino acids)
Biological process (GO): translation; ribosome assembly
Cellular component (GO): mitochondrial large ribosomal subunit; ribosome
Molecular function (GO): structural constituent of ribosome
Source: RefSeq, a predicted model, not a curated record
UCUUGACUGCACUCUCGCAAAAGAGGAAGCAGAAGACCCACAUCACUCCCUCCCUCCCUUGCAUCUUUGCACGAUCGAAAGUUGAUUUCUUAAGCGCCGCCGUUUUCUCCGCCCUGCGCGUCUGUCCGCCGCCGUCAUUUUGUCCUUCCUCUAGGUCGUCUCUGUCUCUUGUCUCACAUCUUCACGUCUUUCUCCUCCUUGUUCUCGCGUGACCACCGUCGUUUCUUCUUCCUCCAACUGCGUCCACCAUCAUUUUCUCCUUCCUCCUGGCACUAACCUUUGAAGAAGAAAGGUCACAAUCAUGGUGCAAUGGCAGAGACAUAUUUUCCCAAUUCUUCGUCACAUUCAUAAGGGAGUGGACCAUGUCUAUCAUUCAGCUCCAAAGCUUUCAAUUUCUCACUUAAGCUCUUCUUUUCCACAAGGUCAGUUUCAGGGAGCAUGGACAACAACUUCGCCCAGUAUCUCGAGGCCUAUGUAUCACUGUUUCCAGCAUCAGGGAAUUUCAAGUUCUACUUGGUUGCUUGCAAAUUCACCUGAGGAAACACCUGUUUCGUCACCACUAGCCCCACUUUCAUUAUUGGGUAGUUCAAAAGGUGAAGACCAGAAUCAGAAAGCUGUUUCUAAGCCAGAAAAUGUUCAAGCUGUAUUAAAGGGGAUAAAGCAGAGUCCUAAGAAGGUCAAUUUGGUUGCUGCUUUGGUUCGUGGUAUGCUCGUUAAAGACGCAUUGUUGCAGUUGCAAUUGACAGUAAAGCGAGCUGCAAAAACUGUAUAUCAGGUUAUUCAUUCAGCCAGAGCAAAUGCCUCUCAUAAUCAUGGGUUGGAUUCAGACCGUCUCAUUAUUGCUGAAGCAUAUGUCGGAAAGGGAUUUUAUAAAAAGAGAAUAUCCAUUCACGGGAAAUGUAGACAUGGGAUCAUGCACAGACCAGAGUGCAGGCUAACUGUUGUAGUAAGAGAGAUAACCCCUGAAGAAGAGGCAAAGAUUGCAAGGCUGAAGGUCCACAACUUUAAGAAGCUCUCUAAGAGGGAGAGACGACUUGUGCCGCAUAAGCUUAUUGAGACCACUCCUGUUUGGGGCCGCAAAAACAAGCCUACCAGUCAAAACUCGGGUGCUGCAGUUGCAUGAUUUGGUUCAUGGAACAAAUUUUCAGCAUUAUGCCCCUUUUACAAGAACUGGUAAUAAGUGACGAAAUUUUUUUUCUAUUUAAAAAUAUGAAUAACUAAUAUACAGUGGCAUCUGUUAUCAUUUUAAGUGAUUGAGUACGAACUUUUUUGAGGA